AUGCUUGCCCCAGGCAGCCAGUCCUCUCCCUUCCCGACACUAAUCACCGUACACGAUGCUGUCACCGAUUCACCAAUCUAUCGCACCAAUGUCGUCCACUGGGACGAGCAACUCGACUUGUUUGAGAAAUGGCUCUCGGCAUUGUCAACGCAUAUGAAACAUUAUAUCGAAAAGCUCAACAGGUUCAACGCGGACACCUUGGUCAUCUGUGACAAGGCUCGACCUCCUCCUAAUUUGGAUGGUGGGCUUAUUGCUUUGCCAUUGACUGGGACAGCGUUCAAUCGAUUGACGAUGACAUUACAAUCCACUAUUGCCUGUCAGACUAAAUUGGCGCUUGAAUUGCAAAACAACUUUGUGGAACCAUUACAUCAACACGCAAAGAAUUAUCUCAAGGAUUUCAAGGAAUUUCGAAAGCAGCAUGAUCGUGCCUUGGAUCGUUACGAGACUCAGCUCCAAAAGUAUGCAGCUCUUAGCAAGAACAAGGAUCCCACUGUCAUGAGAGAUGAAGCCAUUCGUUUACAUGAAGCACGCAAGGUUUAUGUCCACUUGUCUGGUCAACACAUGAUGCGUGUUGUCAAUUUUCGUGGUCUCCUUGCGAAUUUAUUGGUGGAACGAUUCUCGAGCAACAUGAAGACCAAGGAAGCAUUCGAUGAAUUAUCACAUGUUUGGAAGGAUCUCAAUUCUUCAAUUGGGCGAUGGAAGCAAUGGCUGGUGGAUGAUCAACAAACUUGCAUAUAUGAAUUACGCAAGCUGCAGCAAGUACGGGAGCGAGUGGAAAGUGAAUAUCUACAACUUAUGCAACCGCGUAAGGAAUUGAGCGCGUACAUGGGAUCACCUCUUCCUAUCAAUGGGUCCAAAUCCGCCACCAAACCAAAGACGCAGCCAUUUUCAAAAUGGGGAUACCUGUUUUCUCGUAUUUCUCGGCAUACUUGGACACGGCGAUGGUGUUUUAUUUACAAUGAGCAUUUUGGAUGGUGCACCGUGAGCAACAAACCAAGUCGUGCGAUGGUCACAGUCGAGGAAAAGAUAUCGCUUGCUUCUUGUGAUGUCAAAUUGGUCACGGAUACGGAUCGACGCUAUUGCUUUGAAGUUGUGGUGCGACCCUCACAAACAAGCUAUAUACUUCAAGCUGAAACGGACGAUGAAUUGCGCGAUUGGAUAAGCUGUUUUCAAGGCGCCACGUUAUUAUACAAAUCCAGAAAGCCAUCCUCUGCAGGCCAUCGAGAAAGCAUGGACAACCAAUCCCUUGUCGAUUCAUUUCCUUCGAGCAGCCCAUCACCUUCGAGUUCAUUCACAGCUGGAUCACCUACACGUGUAUCGCCCAAAUCUCGCUCUACCACCAUGAUCACAGCACCCAAAGACAUUUCAGUCACUUUGAGUGGUACAGCACCCUUAUGCCAUUUAUCAAGAAUUGCCCACCCCGAUGACAUUAGUGGAUUGACAUCAAAGGCAAUGGAUGAAUCUCAAUGGUCGAUUGAUACAGCAUCCGCCAUGGUCAUGUACAACUCAAACUCGCUUUCCAACUAUGAUGGCAUGUCCUUGAUCACGUGUUUGUCGUUAAGCCCGGUAUUGGUAUGGGAAGCAGCAUCCUUGCGAGGCAUUUCGGGUACCUAUGUACCAAGUACAUUAUGGGGUGUACCAUGGCCAAUUCUUGGAACCACGUUGCUUGGAGAACGUAGUGCAUCCUUGCCUUCGGUUAUUGCAGUUGACAAGACAACAGUGUCAUGGCCCUUGUCACGUGAUAGUAGCUUGGAUAUGGCCGUCAAUCUCGACAAUUACGAUUAUCCUACCGAGAACAUCUUGCUACGACAACUCUUUGGUGGUUUAUCACACGAUGAAGUGGUCCUUGAUGUAUUCAUUGGUCUCUUGAGAAGGCACAACAAGAACAUUGUCGAUACGCUCAACAGCUUUGAUAGCGUGUCUUUGGAUUCAUUUGAUCAAGAGCUCAAUUCUCAGCUGGCUCAUCUCACAAUGGCACCUCCUUCCGAGUAUGGUUAUGGUUAUGCCGGCAAAGCUUUUAUCACACAGCACAAUCUUUGGUUCUACAGCUUUUCGAUGCUUGCCUUUGUGAAUACGGCUGUGAUUCGACUCAAAUCUAUCAAGGAUAUCCGCGUUGUCAAGGAUGGUGCUUCUAUCAGCAAUCGGGAUCAUGCAUUGAUCGUGGAUGUCUUGACUGAGAAUAACGAAUUGACGCCUGUUGCAUUGAGCAUACCGGAAGAAGAUAUCAAUACAGUUGCCGAGCGAUUACGGUUGGCAGUGGAUAAUGCCAAAAGCGAGAAUCCCAUAUCGCUUGCCGAGUUGUAUGCAAAGAUCACAAGGAUAUCUCAGCGACACCGUCAUCGAUCAUCCUCUUUACUUUCAGCCGAUUCUCUUGGAUCACCUGGUGAGACGAGGAGGAAAAAGAAACGACUUUCAUUCCGAGCAUUGGGUGCAUCACGCCCUUCAAUUACUUCGAGACGACCUGUGGAAGUGAUUACCAAUACGGAUGAAAAGUUGACCCUUAAUAUCGCACCUCCAGCACAAGAGCAUACAGAAAAACCCGAGAUUGUUGUGGAUGAUUCAGCUGUCAUCGUAUCAUCUCCCGCUCAAGUGGCCUCUGGCAAUGGCACAUCCGAACAAAACAAGCUUGCUGUUCCUGUUGAACCUGAAUCAGAAUCGGAACCUGAGCCUGAACCUGUUGAUCCUGAUGAACUUCCUUCUCAUAUUACGGCUCCUGAUGGUCCAAAGGAUUGUGCAUGUGACCAACAUUUGGACAAGGUGGAAAUUGAACACGAGUUUCCCAUCUCUGCCAAAAGACUCUAUGGGCUCAUGUUCAGUGAUGAAUGCAACGUUACGCCUAAAACGAAUGGUGGUGUUUGGGAAGGCAAGACUUCAGGCACUGAGGGUCAUGAUUUGAGGGUCACUCCAUGGGAGAAAGAAAAUGAUGAAACCAAACGCACGCUCAAGUACAUUAUGCCUGUAUCUAAUCCUAUUGUGCGUAUGAAAGAGGCCGAGGUGGUGGAAACGCAAGUGCUAUUGAAAAAGGAAGACUACCUGUGCUAUGUUGUGCAGAUCUCUACCAAGACAGCGGCUCUGCCAUAUGCUGAUGCGUUUAUCCCAUCGGUGAGAUAUUGUAUCACGUGGAUCGACAAGUCGCGUUGCAAGCUCACGUGUUCUCUUGGCGUUGCUUGGGUCAAGAGUGUCUUUGUCAGAGGUAUUGUGACGAGAGCAGCUAUGAAGGCUAUGGGGGAGAAUAUGAAUGUCUUCCUGCCGGUUAUUCAAGAGGCGGCCGAUAAGAUUGCAGCUGAUGUUGAAGCACAACGGCAAACGGCGUCUACUCCAAAGAAAAAGAAGUCGAAAAAGAGGCAAUCGCAAGGCGCUCGUCAACCUGCUGAUGAAUCCAAUGAGAAUAUCGCUGAUGAGAGCUCUGUUGACACAUCCAGCGUUGAGGAAAGGAAACAACCUACACCACAUGCGGCAGAGUCCAUACGACGACCCAUGACACAAUCAAGCCCACCAACACAAAUACAGGGAUCAAAGACGCCAACUACUCCACAACCCACCAAGCAACCACAAUCAUCAUCCUCUGAAAAAUCUCGCAAUCAGCUACCACCUGCUAUUCUUACGAAUGCUAUCCAAUUACCCAGAUCACCCCAACGAGUGAAGAAGCAUAAGGAAAUUGCCCAUCAGCAGCAAAAAGAGCAGCAGCAAAAGAAAGAGCAGCAACAACGACAACAGUCUAAGCAGACAUCAAAGCAACGCUAUGCUACGAAAUAUGUACGACGUAUUGUGCCUUAUCGUGUGGCCAUUUUAUUAUUGGGCUUGAUUCUUUCCAUCACAUGUAUUUGGCAAGUUUGGAGGUUUAUUUAUCGAAGCAAUGCCAUUGCAGCAGCUUACGAGGGUGGUGGCGGUGUGUUGACAGCAGCUACAAGCGAAUCAUCAUCCACGCGGGAAGUUAAGAUGAUGUAUCUUCGUGAUAUCGAGCAUGGAGUUAUCAGCAACAGCUUGCAUCCAAUGUAUGCAGAUUCAGAAAGCUUCAGGAUGUUUACGGCGGUGAACAACAAGAAUAGUGAUGAUGGCAGUAGUAGGAACACCGACAUCACUUACAAAUGGUCGAGCCCACGAUACCUGCAAGCAGCCAUUGAUCUUGAUUUGAGUCGUGAUCGUUUAGCCUCUCUACGCCAUGAUUUGCUCAUGAUAUUCAAAACGCUUAACAAGAUGGACCUUGAUCUCCGUGAGAGCGAGUACGUGAAUUGGCUGCUGGAUAGCCGUGUGCACUGUCAUCGAUCCAUAGAGGCAAGAGACCAUCCUUUGCCAGAUUGCCAUGAAGUCAUUUAUCAAUUAGACACCCUCUUUUACAAAAAGCACAAGGACUCUAUGUUUUAG
Lichtheimia ornata is the source of this 4365-nucleotide messenger RNA. RefSeq lists its product as uncharacterized. Gene Ontology annotation, cellular component: cytoplasm. Gene Ontology annotation, molecular function: protein binding; GTPase activator activity. NCBI's taxonomy places the organism in Eukaryota, Fungi, Mucoromycota, Mucoromycetes, Mucorales, Lichtheimiaceae. The record is from RefSeq and is a predicted model, not a curated record. The transcript is spliced from 16 exons. Bases 1 to 4365 code for a protein of 1454 amino acids.